Molecule: messenger RNA, 3544 nt
Organism: Panicum hallii
Lineage: Eukaryota; Viridiplantae; Streptophyta; Magnoliopsida; Poales; Poaceae
Product: disease resistance protein SUMM2-like
Exons: 1
Coding region: 505-3228 (907 amino acids)
Molecular function (GO): protein binding; ADP binding
Source: RefSeq, a predicted model, not a curated record
UCGCACUCCCCACCUUCCUCGCAUAAACCGCACACCGCCCGGGUCUUGUCUCCGCCUGUGUCAGCUGCUCAGCGCAGCCAUCUUCCUCGCUGCAGGCCUGGGUUUUCUCGGCUUCUUCCCUCCCUGCGUUUCUUCGCUGCUAAAAGAGUUGCCACCAACACCCACCACUUGUCUGUUGCGCUGAUCUCUGAGCUCAGAGACCUACCGAUUUGUCAAUUUCCCGUGCCCUCCCCCAAAAAUUUCCAACCAAUUCGUCAGUACCUUCCGAGUUCCAAAGAAUCCCUCAGUUGAUGCCACCCACCGAUUGCAUCUUGGUGGAUUCCUCCGGCCCGCAGAUCCUAUGCGCAUCUGCUCCGCCUCCGGGGAUUAGGCCUUGCUCGGCUUCGGUUCAUCCCCCACCAGCGCCAAGAUCCUUCGGUCCGUGCCAAUUUUGAGUUCUUGGCUCCGAGGGGAACCAAGGAUUAGAGCUUUCUUGGUAAAGCUUCGGGCUUUGGGCUCGCGGAGAUGGAGUUCUUGGCAUCCAUCAUCGACACGGUGUUCCGGCCGCUCAAGGACUACUGCGCGCGGACCGUCGGCUACGUCAUGUCCUGCGGCGACUACAUCGACUCGAUGGUCCACGAGAUGAGCGAGCUCAAGAGCAAGCGCGACGACGUCCAGCGCAUGGUCGACGCCGCCGAGCGCCAGGGCAUGGAGGCCACCAGCCAGGUCACGUGGUGGCUCGAGCGUGUCUCCAUCCUCGAGGGCCGGGCCGAGGCCAUCGUCACCGACUUCCAGGAGCGCCUGGAGCUCCCGCCGGAACAGGCCCCCGGCGUCAAGGCCACCUACCUCCUCAGCAAGAUGGCCGACGAGGCGCGCGCAGAGGCCGUCGACCUCAAGGAGAAGGCCGAAUUCCAGAAGGUCGCGGACGAGCUCGUGCAGCUCCGCUUCGAGGAGAUGCCCAGCGCGCCCGUCCUCGGCAGGGACGCACUGCUCCAGGAGCUCGACACCUGCGUCCGGGACGGCGACGUGGGCAUCGUCGGCAUCUACGGCAUUGCCGGGGUCGGCAAGACCGCGCUGCUCAACAAGUUCAACAACGACUUCCUCAUCAACUCCCCUGACAUCAAUGUUGCCAUCUACAUCGAGGUCGGCAAGGAUUACAAUCUUGAUGACAUCCAGAGGAUCAUCGGCGACCGGCUCGGCGUGUCGUGGGAGAACCGGACGCCCAAGGAGCGUGCCGGGGUGCUCUACAGGGUGCUCAGCAAGAUGAAUUUCGUGCUGCUGCUGGAUGAUGUCUGGGAGCCACUCAAUUUCCGGAUGCUCGGCAUCCCGGUGCCCAAGCACAACUCCAAGAGCAAGAUCGUCUUGACGACGAGGAUCGAGGACGUGUGCGACCGCAUGGACGUUCGCCGCAAGCUCAAGAUGGAGUGCCUGCCCUGGGAACCCGCGUGGGAGCUUUUCCGUGAGAAGGUCGGCGACCACCUGAUGAGUGCUAGCCCGGAGAUCCGGCACCAAGCGCAGGCGCUGGCCACAAAGUGCGGCGGGCUGCCCCUUGCGCUCAUCACUGUUGGUCGGGCGAUGGCCAGCAAGCGCACCGCAAAAGAGUGGAAGCACGCCAUUACUGUGCUUAAGAUUGCCCCAUGGCAGCUUCUUGGCAUGGAGCUUGAUGUUCUUGAGCCUCUCAAGAAGAGUUAUGAUAACUUGCCCAGCGACAAACUAAGGCUCUGCCUACUAUAUUGCUCACUGUUCCCAGAGGAGUUCUCCAUUUCCAAGGAUUGGAUCAUAGGCUACUGCAUUGGUGAAGGUUUCAUAGAUGACUUGUACACUGAGAUGGAUGAAAUAUACAACAAGGGGCAUGACCUUCUUGGUGAUCUAAAGAUUGCCUCUUUGCUGGAGAAAGGUGAAGAUGAGGAUUAUAUCAAAAUGCAUCCAAUGGUCCGUGCUAUGGCUCUAUGGAUAGCAUCAGAUUUUGGCGAAAAGGAGACCAAAUGGCUUGUCCGCGCCGGAGUUGGGCUGAAGGAGGCACCAGGCGCAGAGAAGUGGAGCGAUGCUGAGCGGAUUUCUUUCAUGCGAAACAACAUUCUUGAGCUGUAUGAGAAGCCUGAAUGCCCUUUACUGAAGACUUUGAUGCUACAAGGCAACCCUGGGUUGGACAAGAUAUGUGAUGGCUUCUUCCAGUUCAUGCCAUCUCUCAGAGUAUUAGAUUUGUCCCAUACUUCUAUCAGCGAAUUACCUUCAGGGAUCAGUUCUUUGGUUCAGUUGCAGUACCUGGAUUUGUAUAACACAAACAUCAGGUCCCUGCCAAGGGAGCUAGGAUCACUAGCAACUCUGCGGUUCUUGCUUCUCUCACAUAUGCCACUAGAGAUGAUUCCAGGUGGCGUUAUAUGCAGCCUCACAAUGUUGCAAGUCUUGUACAUGGAUCUCAGCUAUGGAGAUUGGAAGGUUGGUGCAAGUGGAAAUGGUGUUGAAUUUCAGGAGCUCGAGAACCUGCGCAGGCUCAAGGCGCUAGACAUCACAAUACAAUCGCCUGAGGCCUUGGAGCAGUUGUCUCGGUCAUAUCGCCUUGCUGGUUCCACAAGAAAUAUACUGAUAAAGAAUUGUUCCAGCAUGACGAAGAUAGAGCUUCCUACGAGCAAUCUCUGGAAGAACAUGACUAACCUGAAGAGAGUGUGGAUUGCAAGUUGCAGCAACUUAGCGGAGGUAAUAAUUGAUGGCAGCAAAGAAACUGUUGGGAGCAAUGCACUCCCCCGUGCCAUCUUGCAAGCCCGGGCUGAACUUGUAGAUGAAGAGCAGCCCAUCCUUCCAACCCUGCAUGAUAUCAUCCUUCAGGGACUCCAUAAGGUAAAGAUCAUCUACAAAGGCGGAUGUGUACAAAAUCUAUCAUCAUUGUUCAUCUGGUAUUGCCAUGGGCUGGAAGAGCUGAUUACUGUCAGUGAAGAGCAAGAUGCAGCGGCAAGCGGUGGAGAACAAGCUUCGGGAGUGUUUCGAGUUAUCACACCCUUCCCCAACCUCCGAGAGCUGUAUCUCCAUGGCUUGGCAAAGUUCAGGACGCUGAGCAGCAAUACAUGUACACUGCACUUCCCAUCGCUGGAGAGCCUGAAGAUUGUUGAGUGCCCAAAUCUGAAGAAGCUGAAACUUUCUGCUGGAGGGCUCAAUGUGAUACAAUGCUCAAGGGAAUGGUGGAAUGGGCUGGAGUGGGAUGAUGCUGAAGUCAGAGCUUCAUAUGAGGACCUGUUCCGCCCAUUGCGUUGAAUUCAGUUCUGGUUACUAGAGGUUCUGUUCUUUUAGAGAUUGGUCGACCCCUAUGCAUAUAAAAGAUUGGCAGAAUUCAGAAUUUGCUAGUCUGCAGUAGUUGUAAUGUUGCUUAUUUGAUCAUUUGUGUAGUUCAGGAUUUCAGGGCCGUGUUGUCCAUCUUGCAUGAAAGUGCAAGUUUGGCGAUCUAGUUUUUUGCACUGCCUAUGUUCUACACGCAUGUAUCCUGUAUGCCAGCAUGACUCUAGCGAAUGUAACUACUCAGUUCUCCAAAAGUGUAUGACUCAUAGUCGAUAAAUGCCAUCAUUUCUCUGUU